Molecule: messenger RNA, 1697 nt
Organism: Solanum dulcamara
Lineage: Eukaryota; Viridiplantae; Streptophyta; Magnoliopsida; Solanales; Solanaceae
Product: probable UDP-arabinopyranose mutase 5
Exons: 3
Coding region: 129-1412 (427 amino acids)
Biological process (GO): UDP-L-arabinose metabolic process; plant-type cell wall biogenesis
Cellular component (GO): Golgi apparatus; cytosol
Molecular function (GO): UDP-arabinopyranose mutase activity
Source: RefSeq, a predicted model, not a curated record
UGACUCUCCAUUAACAUACAUACAAAUACAAAUCUUUAGAUGUAAACAAGUGAUUGCUUUGCUCGGUCACAUGUUUAAGAGAGAGUAUGUGAGAGAGAAAGUAGCGGAGUAAUUUAAGGGUUAAAUGAAUGAGAACCCACCCGCCUUCCCUUCUUUCUCUCGCUAUUGACUCUGCUCUUCUUCAUAUCUCUUCCUAUUCUGAUCUCUCUUUCUUGCCUGAACACAUUCUUCGAGACCUUUUCCUGAGGACCUUGAGAGCUGGGAAGCUAAAUGAAAAGAUUUUGAAGCUGUUUAUUGCAACUGGAAAAGAAGAAAUCCUUUCACUGAUUGACGCAUUUAACAUCCAAUGUGUUCUUACUCCUGUGCUUCCUACCAUCAGCGUCAGAGAUGAUGAGGUAGAUAUUGUGAUAGCGGCAAUUGAACCAGAUCUUACUUCAUUUCUGGAAGAAUGGAGAGCAGUAUUCUCCCGAUUUCACCUGAUAAUUAUCAAAGAUCCUGACCUCAAGGGAGACCUUAAAAUUCCAGGUGGAUUUAAUUAUGAUACCUAUACCAAAGCUGAUAUUCAACAAAUUAUUGGACCUUCAAAUGCUGUAACUUUCUCUGGUUACUCGUGCCGAUAUUUUGGCUAUCUCUUGUCAAAGAAGAAGUAUAUCAUCUCAAUAGAUGAUGACUGCAUUCCAGCUAAGGAUAAUGAGGGUAUCCAAGUCGAUGCCAUCGCACAACAUAUCAAUAACCUCUCAACUCCUGCCACGCCAUUUUUCUUUAAUACCCUCUAUGAUCCUUUCUGUAAAGGAGCUGAUUUUGUUCGUGGCUAUCCAUUUAGCUUGCGAAGUGGUGUCUCCUGUGCUCUGUCAUGUGGACUGUGGCUUAAUUUGGCAGAUCUUGAUGCACCUACACAAGCCCUCAAGCCGGAGCUGAGGAACACUCGAUAUGUUGAUGCUGUCCUCACUGUACCAGUUAGGGCCAUGAUGCCUCUGAGUGGAAUCAAUAUAGCAUUUGAUCGUGAGUUGGUGGGACCUGCUUUGCUGCCAUCUUUCAGGUUAGCAAAAGAAGGAAAGUUCAGGUGGGAAACUGUGGAGGAUGUAUGGACCGGAAUGUGUGUUAAGGUAGUAUGUGAUCACUUAGGAUAUGGUGUGAAAACUGGACUUCCCUACGUGUGGAGGAAAGAAAGAGGUGAUGCCAUAGAGAGUUUGAAGAAAGAGUGGGAGGGGGUGAAGCUGAUGGAGGAAGUUGUUCCAUUCUUCCAAUCAAUGAGAUUGACUCCGGCAGCAAAAACAGCAGAAGAUUGUGUGAUUGAGAUUGCAGCAGCUGUGAAGGAGCAGCUGGGACGUAUAGAUCCUGUGUUCACCCGUGCAGCUGAUUCCAUGGUUGAGUGGGUGCAGCUGUGGAAGACUGUCAAAACUCGAAUAUAAUCCAGUCUUGCUUGGGGGGGUGAAGUUCUAUAUUAUUUAUUUUCUUCUAGAUCCUUAAAGGCAUGUACAUUUCAUCCAGGCGGUUCUCUUAAAACUGAUGCAUAAUAUAGACAAGUUUUUAUUUUCAACUGUUACCUAGGGUGACCGAGAUUUGAUAAUAAUGUUUUAGUGUUUUUUCUUGAUUUACAUUCUGGCUUUCUAAAUGCUUGGUUCAUUUUAUGUAAGACAAGACUCAACAGGAAAGGGGAAAUAAAUGGUGUAAUGCUUGCUGUUUCUGUUUCCUUA